AUAUAUUUCGGGUGUUUUAGCUGGAGUCUCCGUGAUCGUUAAUUCGUAAUCUUAUCAAGGCUGUGAAUACCCAUCUAGGCAAUCGUGUGUGUAUAUACGGAUGAAUAUUGUCGUACAAGUGAGUAAUGUGAGUAUUUCUCGUUGGUGCUAAAAUCGGUGUAUAUUUUGUCAUAAGUGAUAUUCGUAAGAAAGUCUGUUGUCUCGCGAAGAGGAAAUUGUGAAGGCUUAAGUGAACAUAUCUGAAAUUGUUGAUACCAUCGGCAGUGUGUAGAAAGUAAUCAGAUAAUUGUGUGGAGGCUGGCCCCCCCACACCUACACCCACCUUCACCCCCCGCCUGCCCACCCCCACCGUCAACACGUCUACCCCUAGGCGUGAACGCCCGUACUUUCGUGAGCCCAUCUUCCUCGCUGUGCACCCGGGACCCCGCCCACGCACCUCUCACACGCCCACGCGACCACACGCCCACACCAUAGGCGUGGUGGCCCGGUCAAUGAUGACAGCUUGCACAGUGGGGGAGCCUCACGCCCAACUCAUAACCUCGCUCUUCCCUCCCCUCACACCCAUAGCAUCCUUCGCCCAUCAUACGCCCACGCCUAUCCACCUGCAGGAACACCCGCACCAUCCGCCCCAUCAUCCACCCCACCCACAUGGCCACGUGCACAUACCUCUGCAAGAACCACCCACCGCCCACAUACCGGUCCAGGUGGCUACCCCAAGGCCCCCUGUUCAAGUGCAGAUCUCCACCCAUGGCCCCACCCACGCUCCCGCCCACUUGCCGCCCAGCGUCCAGCUUAAGGAUGUGCCGCCCACAGCUACCUCAGCGGCCACUAACAACAGUGGGGGCCUUCCCAAGUCCCCGGGCGCCUCCCUUCAUGAGACAAGCGACAUGAGGACAUUAUACGUGGGUAACCUGGACUCCGGAGCCAGCGAGGAGCUCCUCAUGGCCGUCUUCAGUCACAUCGGGCCAGUGCGGAGUUGUAAACUAAUCCACGAGUCUGGCAAUGACCCUUACUGCUUUGUGGAGUUCGCAGACCGGCAGUCUGCCGAGCACGCUCUGCACACCAUGAACAAGCGGCUCUGUCUUGGAAAGGUAAUGUGCCAGGUGUUUUUGUUGCAAUAUUGUUGCACGGGGGAAGUCUAG
Procambarus clarkii (red swamp crayfish) is the source of this 1142-nucleotide messenger RNA. The record is from RefSeq and is a predicted model, not a curated record. Lineage: Eukaryota; Metazoa; Arthropoda; Malacostraca; Decapoda; Cambaridae.